Messenger RNA from Nelumbo nucifera (sacred lotus), 1723 nucleotides. RefSeq names its product Nuclear transport factor 2 (NTF2) family protein. The record is from RefSeq and is a predicted model, not a curated record. Lineage: Eukaryota; Viridiplantae; Streptophyta; Magnoliopsida; Proteales; Nelumbonaceae. Gene Ontology annotation, molecular function: protein binding.
UCGUCCCUCCAUGACUCCAUCACAUCUCUAUUUGGUAAAUUGACUCCAUAACGAACGGAGGGCGGGGCGGCCGCCGGCCGAUUGGGUGGUGGCUCCACGGCGGAGGGCGCAACAGUUCCCUGAUGAUAUUGUGUGGUAACCGGUGGAAAUCAGACAGAAAGGAAAGCCAAGCGAACUCGUUAAUCAGAAAAGAGCAGUUUACGCGCUCGAAAUUCCAUUCGACUCAAAACGCACAAGUCCCAUCUCCCCAACUAGACGAACAAGGGGAAGAGGCCGCGGGGUCGCGGGAGAGCGAGGGAGGAGAACGAAAGAAAAGGAAACCCUACUUUUCUGAUGAACCACUCUGAAGACUUUUUCUUAUUCAUUCUUGUUCGCCUUUUCUAGGGUUUCAUGUUCUGCGAGGUUUUGAUGUCUUAUAAAUGGAGAGAACCUUUCUGUCUGAAGGCGAUUUCUCUUCUGUGUCGUUCUAUUUAGUAGCGGGAUUCACUGCAUUCUGUUGCUUGUUCGCUUUGUGGGCUGUUCGGCCAUCGACGUCGAGUAUUCUCCGGAAGGUAAGUUCGAAAAAAUCCGAAGGUGGCGGCGGCGGCGGCGCCCGGAGUUCGUCGAAGAAGAAGGCCUGUGGCUGCACUUGUUCCUGUGGUGGUGGCGGCGGGGUUCCCAAUUCAUCUCCCGCGUCUGCUCCUUACGCCAACGGCAGUGCAGGGGAGAUGCACGAGAGAGCGCCUGUGGUGGCCGAGCGGCAGACGGGGGCUUCAAUGAUGGAGCAGUUGGUUCCCGAGAUUACCACGCACGCUUUGAGCUACUUGGAUUAUCCGAGCUUGUGCCGGCUUUCAAUGACAAAUUCAUUGAUGCGGAAGGCUGCAAAUGAUGAUAGUGCAUGGAAGGCGCUCUAUCACAAGGACUUCACAAUGGAGCAAGACAGUGUGACACCAAUUAAUGGAUGGAAGGCAUAUUAUGCAGCUACUAGAGCUGUUGUGAAUGUCAAUGCAGAGUUCUAUAAUAUCAUUAGAGAGAAGUCACUUCAAGCAAUGAGUCGACUUUGGCUUCAUGCAGACUAUGUUAAGUGCAUUCAUGGCUCUGGAGAGCUCUUUACAGGGUAUAAUGCUGUUAUAGAGAGCUGGCAGCUGGCAUUCAGGUGGGGGCCGUGGGGCCAAGAGGUUUCCUUCCAGAUUCGGGAUGUCCGAGCUCGGGUAUUGACUGAUAUGGCUUGGGUUACCAUGAAAACCUAUAUUGGCAUAGAUAGAGGGCCUUUCCAUGUGACCAAUGUGUACGAGUUCCACAAUGGGCGGUGGUACAUGGUUCAUCAUCAUAGCUCCGUGAUACUCGAUGGAGAGGUGGAGCACCAAAACAUGUUUGGGUAAAAGAAAAAGGAGAUGAACCAAAAGAAAGAAAAUAUAGUUUUCAUUGUUAUUGGGGCGAUGAGCCGUUCAGAUGUCCUCUGUUUUCGUUUUAAUUCGAGUUUCUUCUCUUUAUCUUCUCCAACCUAUCGUUGGGUUUCGCUUUCUUGCCCCUCUUCCUUUUUAAUGGUCAAGUCGUAUACAUAUUUUUCUGUUUUCUUUUUCUUGGUAAAAUUUAUAGGGAUGGAGUCCAUCUUGAUUGAGAUGGAUGUGAACGUACGUUCCAUCUUAGCGGGAAUGAGCGUCUUGCCCCACAAUGGAUGUAAAAUAGGAGUUACACAUUUAUCUGUAUUUUACAUGCAUCCUAUAUAUAAUUAUAAUCUCCA